Messenger RNA from Plutella xylostella (diamondback moth), 2036 nucleotides. RefSeq names its product lysosomal proton-coupled steroid conjugate and bile acid symporter SLC46A3. The record is from RefSeq and is a predicted model, not a curated record. Gene Ontology annotation, molecular function: transmembrane transporter activity. NCBI's taxonomy places the organism in Eukaryota, Metazoa, Arthropoda, Insecta, Lepidoptera, Plutellidae. Gene Ontology annotation, cellular component: membrane. Gene Ontology annotation, biological process: transmembrane transport.
ACUGUUUUAGUUCGUAUUUGUACGUUUGUAGUUAUUUACUGAGACAAAGGGCUGUCGCCGAUAGUGAGGCGAAAGAUUAAGUUUGUGCAGAAGUAGGCGCCCACUCCCCGUGAUAAGGACUCUAAUGAAACUGUAUCAACGCAACAGCUGAGAGGCAGUGCGGCCGACCCACUCGCGCGCACCACCCGUCCGCUUCCAUCACUGCCUCGCCACGAGCAACCAGCGCGAACGCCUCUACGAUUUUAAUAAUUUAAUACUUAUUAAAAAACUUAAAUAUUUUCUCAGUGUAAUUUUAAAUUCGUUCUAAUGUAAUAAUCAGUUUAAAUGGCAAACUAAAAAACAAAUGAAACGUAAGCCAUCAAAAAUUUUACGCGAAAAUGACGUUGCGGGUCGAGCCACCCGCGGAAAAGAUCGUGGAACAAUGCAAGUGCAACAACGCGUACGCGGCCGACGUGAAUCGGAAAGCGUUCAAUCAGAGACUCAAGGAGUUCAUUAAAAAAUCAUGGGCCUUCCGAUCGAAAGUUACAGUGGAACCUUUUGUAGUAUGCUACAUACUGCCGAGUGUGCUGGCGGGGCUGGCGGUCCAGAACCUGUGUCUGGAGAAGUCGUGCCUCGUGAACCUGCAGUACGACCGGCGCACGUGCGACCACAUCAUGCAGGGGACCACGUCCAACUACACGGAGGAGGAGAAGAACGUGCAGACCAUGGUGGCCAGCAUGACGGCCUGGAGCUUCCCGCUGCAGACCGCGCUGCCCGGCGUGCUCACGCUGUUCAUCGGCGCCUGGAGCGACCGCACCGGCAACAGGAAGGCCUUCAUGGUCCUCCCGAUCCUGGCCAAGCUGAUCUCCAUCAUCGGGAUCAUCCUGAGCACGGUGUUCUUCUACCAAGUGGGCCUGAACGAGACGGCGCUGCUGGAGGGGCUCCCGCCGGCGCUGGCGGGCGGGCGCGUGGCCAUGACCACCGCCGUGUACAGCUACAUCACCGACAUCACCGCCGAGUCCGAGCGCACCUUCCGCCUCGGCAUCAUCACGGCCAUCCUGACGCUCAGCCGGCCUAUCGGACUAUCCCUCAGUGGGAUCAUGACCAGGACGUUCGGUUACUACGGAGUGUUUAUGGUGGCGUGCAUGUUCUAUUUGGUAGGGUUCGUGUAUAUCGUGUUAAGACUGAAAGAGAAGCCGAAGAAGGAGAAGGCGGUGGAGGAGGGUCCCCCGACCAUCAUGUCGGUGUUCUCGGUGGGGGACCUGGUGUCCACGGUGACGGUGGCGUUCCGCCUGCGCGAGGGGAGCCGCCGCAUGCAGCUGCUGCUCACCAUGGUGGCCUACAUGUUCAUCGUCGGACCUGUGUUAGGUGAGGCGCAGAUGACAUACUGGUUCACAAGAUACCAGUUCAAGUUUACGGAGAUCGACUACAGUUUCUUCUUAGCAUAUUCCGUCGCUGUUGGGAGCAUUGGUUCCUUCAUAACGAUAUGUCUGUUCAGCAAGAGAUGGAACAUAGAAGACAGCGUCAUCGGGGUGAUCGCCUGCGUCAGCCGCGUGUGUGCGUCGCUGGUGUACGCCCUGGCGCCAACACGGACCGUGUACUUCCUGGGGCCUGUCCUGGACAUGUUCAGUGCUGCUGCAGCCACCUCGCUACGCUCCAUGGCGACGAAGCUCGUGGAGGUGGAUGAAGUUGGCAAAGCCAGUUCGUUGAUCAGCAUAUCGGAAGCUCUGAUCCCGGUUGUCUACUCGCCGAUAUACAGCAAGCUGUACCUGUAUACUCUGUCUACUUUCGCCGGGUCCUUCUACCUCAUCAGCGCCGCGUUGGCUUUGCCCGCUAUUGUGAUAUUUUUAAUAAUGUACUCGCUUCGAAAGGACGUAGAAAACACAUUGGUUCAGAAUGACAUCGAAAACAGGGACAAAGAAAUAACUCGCUUUUAAUUAAAUUAUAAUAGAAAAAGAAAUUCCUAUGUUGAUAAGUUAUUUUUAAGUUUAAUUUAAAAUACCACAAAAUCUCAAUAAAUUUAAGACUUGUAUUAUAUAAAUUUAUGAUAAAAUUAA